Lecanosticta acicola is the source of this 3825-nucleotide messenger RNA. Lineage: Eukaryota; Fungi; Ascomycota; Dothideomycetes; Mycosphaerellales; Mycosphaerellaceae. The record is from the annotation of a GenBank genome assembly.
AUGGUAUGCGCCGACGCGCCUCAUACCAUGAGCCGAGCUGACAUGGUGUAGGCGGUCACAAAACGAGCGGGUCGAAAGAAGGACGCGGCGCAAGCACAACCUCAAGCCGGCGGCGGUCAACCGCAAAUCCGAAAGGCAGCCUACGAGACAGGCAAGAAGAAAGAGGUGGGCGUGUCAGACCUGACGCUGAUUAGCAAGAUCAGCAACGAGGCGAUCAACGACAAUCUCAAGAAGCGCUUCGAGAAUGGCGAGAUAUACACAUACAUCGGCCACGUGCUGGUGUCCGUCAACCCGUUCCGCGACUUGGGAAUCUACACCGACCAGGUGCUGCACAGCUACCAAGGCAAAAACCGAUUGGAAAUGCCACCGCACGUAUUUGCAAUCGCCGAGAGCAUGUACUACAACAUGAAGGCCUACCACGAGAACCAGUGCGUAAUCAUUUCCGGUGAGUCCGGAGCAGGAAAAACGGAGGCAGCGAAGCGGAUAAUGCAGUACAUUGCGAGCGUCUCGGGGAGCACCAACAGUCAGAUCCAGGAGAUCAAAGACAUGGUGCUGGCGACCAAUCCGCUCCUCGAAUCUUUUGGCAACGCAAAGACGCUGCGAAACAACAACUCCUCGCGCUUUGGAAAGUACCUCGAAAUCCAGUUUAAUGCGCAGGGCGAGCCGGUCGGAGCCAACAUCAACAAUUACCUCCUAGAGAAGAGCAGAGUCGUAGGACAGAUCAAGGACGAGCGUAAUUUCCAUAUCUUCUAUCAGUUCACAAAAGCGGCGAGCCAGGAGCACAGAACGAAUUUCGGCGUGCAACAACCGCAGACAUAUUCCUACACCAGCAAGAGCAAGUGUUAUGAUGUGGCGGGGAUUGAUGACACAGCGGAGUUCAGAGACACAAUCAAUGCGAUGAGCGUUAUUGGUAUGAGCAAAGAGGAGCAGGACGAGAUCCUCAGAAUGCUGGCGGCGAUCCUCUGGAUUGGUAACAUUUCGUUUGGCGAGGACGAUCAGGGUAACGCCGCAAUUCGGGACCAGUCGGUUGUGGAUUUCGUGGCGUACCUAUUGGAGGUGGAUAGCGCACACGUGAACAAAGCCAUGACAACGCGUAUCAUCGAAACAAGCCGAGGAGGUCGAAGAGGAUCGGUGUACGAUUCUCCUAUGAACAUUGCACAGGCGACCGCGGUUCGGGACGCUCUCAGCAAGGCCAUCUACACGAACAUGUUUGACUGGAUUGUGCAGCGCGUGAAUCAGGCUUUGAGAGCGCGAGGCGCCAUAACGCAGAGCAUUGGUAUUCUGGAUAUCUAUGGAUUCGAGAUUUUCGAGAAGAACUCGUUCGAACAGCUUUGCAUUAACUACGUGAACGAGAAGCUGCAGCAGAUCUUCAUCCAGUUGACUUUGAAAACGGAGCAAGAGGAGUACGCCCGAGAACAGAUCCAAUGGACGCCGAUCAAAUACUUCGACAACAAGGUCGUGUGCGAACUGAUUGAAGAAAAGCGGCCACCUGGUGUUUUUGCCGCGUUGAACGAUGCUUGCGCAACUGCUCACGCAGAUCCGACAGCAGCCGACCAAACCUUCGUACAGAGACUGAAUGCGCUGUCUGGAAAUCCCAACUUUGCGCCGAGACAAGGGCAAUUCGUUAUCAAGCAUUACGCAGGCGAUGUCAGCUACGCUGUUGAGGGCAUGACGGACAAGAACAAAGACCAACUAUUGAAGGAUCUGCUGAACUUGGUUGGUCAAAGCUCGAACAACUUCGUACACACUUUGUUCCCUCACCAGGUUGAUCAAGACAACCGACGUAGGCCACCCACGGCUGGUGACAAGAUCAAGGCCUCUGCCAACGAUCUGGUUGCCACGCUCAUGAAAUGCACGCCCAGCUACAUCCGAACGAUCAAGCCCAACGAGAACAAGAGCCCUACCGAGUACAACUCGCCAAAUGUUCUACACCAGAUCAAGUAUCUUGGUCUUCAGGAAAACGUUCGCAUCCGACGAGCUGGAUUUGCCUAUCGACAAACCUUCGAGAAGUUCGUCGAGCGGUUCUACCUUCUUUCGCCAAAAUGCAGUUACGCUGGAGAGUACACGUGGACGGGCGACGCGAAGUCCGGUGUAAAGCAGAUUUUGAAGGAUACGUCGAUACCGGCUGAGGAAUGGCAAAUGGGUGUCACCAAGGCUUUCAUCAAGACCCCGGAGACUCUCUUUGCACUGGAAACGAUGCGCGACCGAUACUGGCACAAUAUGGCCAUCCGCAUUCAACGAGCCUGGCGAAACUACCUUCGCUACAGGGCAGAGUGCGCUACUCGUAUCCAACAGUUCUGGCGUCGCAAGACUGGCGGCCUGGAGUUCUUGCAGUUGCGUGAUGAAGGGCAUCGAUGCUUACAAGGCCGAAAGGAGCGUAGGCGUUACUCGCUUGUCGGAUAUCGACGAUUCAUGGGCGACUAUCUUGGCAUUGACAACAAGGGAGGUACUGGAGAACUUCUCCGGAGCAACGCUGGCAUCGGACCGGGAGAAAAGACCUACUUUUCGUGCCGAGCUGAAGUACUGGUUUCCAAGCUCGGUCGAUCGAGUAAACCAGAGUCGCGCUUCCUUGUGCUCACCAACAAGGCUGUAUAUCUGAUCAAGCAAGCGUUGGUCAACAAGCAGUUGCAAAUCAUGGCUGAUCGCACGAUUCCAGUUGGAUCUAUUAAGUUUGUUAGCACCAGCACACUCAAGGAUGACUGGUUCGCUCUUGGCGUAGGAAGUCCAAACGAGCCGGACCCACUUGUCAACUGCGUCUUCAAGACCGAGUUCUUCACCCAGCUGAAGCAGGUCACACGAGGUGCAUCGCAAUUACAGAUUGCCGAGAAUCUUCAAUACAACAAGAAGCCUGGCAAAUUGGCGACAAUCAAGGCUGUGAAAGAUCCUCAAGUAGCUCGAGAUGAUGUCUACAAGAGUGGCCAAAUUCACACUGGUCCAGGAGAGCCGCCCAGCUCUAUGAGCAAGCCCACGCCAAAGGGCAAGAGUGUGCCUGGGAAGGCCAUUACCAGCGGCAAGCUUCUGAAGAAGAGCACAGGUGGAAAACUUUCGCAACAAGCUGCCGCUUCCAAAGGUCGACCUGUCCCUCAGACACGACCACUACCCGGAGCGCACGCUCAACCAGCUGAAAGAAUCGUUCCCCAGCCCCCUGCUCCUCAGCAGAGCCAACCAAGGGCUGUACCACAGCCUGUGACGGCCUUGUCCAACGGCGCAAGUCACGCCAGAAAUACUUCGAACGGAUCUGCAAGAGUCCCACCUCCUCCUCCACCGCCGCCGGCUGCUGCGCCGCCCAAGGACCAGUACAAGGCGUUGUAUGACUUCCAAGGUCAAACUGGUGGUGAGCUAAGCCUGUCUCGCGGGGAGGUCAUUGUGGUCACCAAAAAGGAGACGAAUGGUGAGAUUGCUUGCACAAAUUAUUUUGACUACAUGCUAAUGUCGACAGGUUGGUGGCUCGCCGAAAGAUUAAACAAAUCAGCAUCUGGCUGGGCGCCUGAAGCAUACCUCGAAGAAGUGAAGCAGGCUCCACCUCCGCCUCCUCCAACCCAAUCACGACCUCCGCCUGCGCCCAAACUCAAUGGUGUCAACUUUGCCGGCGCCGGCAAGGGUAAAGUCCCUCCAGCGCCGCCUACGAAACGGCCAGCCGGACGCAAACCCGCUCCAGCUCCAGGAACGCCACGAGACUCUGGAUAUUCGAAUGGAGCUGCGGGCGACUCAGGAACGUCUACGCCACAGGGACAGCAACCCGGGAUAGCAGGAGGUUUGGCUGCUGCUCUGAAGGCUCGCCAACAGGCCAUGCACAAGGAGGAUGACCGAGAAGACGACUGGUGA